GAGAGAGAGAGUAUUGUACAAGGAAAGGAAGAGUGCAGGCAGUGAUCUGUCAGUGCUGGAAGCUGGAAGCUCUCUCCGGUUCUCCGGGUCUGUGGUUCUGUGGAUAUGGUGGGUUCCGGCGGUUCUGGUGGCUCCGGGCGUUGGUGCAGAGCCGCGCUGCUGCUCUGCUCUCUGGUGCCCUUCAUCACGGCGAGUGGAGAUGUGAAAGCGGGUGUCUCGAAGGUCCGGGAGGCUGACGAACUUUCCCAAGAAAGUGAACUGCGCCUGAGGGAGGUGGUAUUUGUCAUCCAGAGCCAGAGGAACUCCUUCCACGCUCGGCGGGCGGAGAGACUGCGGGCGGAGCUGCUCCUGCAGACGGCAGCGCUGCGAGAGAGUCCUCCCACCAUCCUGCUCCUUCACACCCUGACAGACAAUGAGGGGGACUGGAGCAUUCUGCCCUCACUGCCUUACUUUUCCUCCCACUUCAGGGGAAACUCCUCGUGGAUUGUGUUUCUGGAGGAAGAGACGAGUGUGAAGCUGGACAGACUUCUCAGCGUCCUCAAGAAGUUUGUCCGCAGAAAAGAGUGGUUUCUUGGCAAGUCGCUGCACGAUGAUGAGUCCACCAUCAUCCACCAUUAUGCCUUUGCGGAGAACCCCUCAGCCUUCAAGUACCCAGACUUCUCAGCAGGAUGGGCUCUGAGUAUUCCCCUCGUCAUCAGGCUCGCAAAUAAGGUGCAAGAGGAGCCUCUGAAGUCCGACUUCACCAUAGACCUCAAACACGAGGUGGCGCUGUACAUCUGGGAUGAAGGUAAAGGGCCCAGACUGACAGCGGUUCCAGAGCUCUGUACACUGCCGGAGAACUCUCCCAAAGCCAAGGACUGCGCCACCACUGUUGGCACACACUCACCACUGUGUGGUGAGCCGGUUCCACAGGAGGAUAUAUUCGUGGCGGUGAAAACGUGUAAGAAGUUCCACUCAGAACGAGUUCCUGUGGUGAAGAAGACGUGGGAGAAGCAGGCGUCUCAUCUGGAGUAUUACAGCGACCACGCUGACCCCUCCAUACCAACCAUAGACCUCGGCGUUCCCAACACAGACCGAGGACACUGUGGAAAAACCUUCGCCAUCCUCAGCAGAUAUAUGAGCAGCGCUGUUCCUCAGACCGACUGGUUACUGAUUGUUGACGACGACACUCUUAUAAGUCUUCCGAGAUUACAGGCUCUGCUGAGCUGCUAUGACUCCAGGGAGUCGGUGUGUUUGGGGGAGCGUUAUGGCUAUGGGCUGGGUCAGGGAGGAUACAGCUACAUCACCGGAGGAGGAGGGAUGGUGUUCAGCAGGGAGGCGGUACGCAGGCUGUUAGCCAGCGGCUGUAAAUGCUACAGCAACGAUGCUCCUGAUGACAUGGUGGUGGGGAUGUGUCUCAACGCCCUGCAAAUCCCCGUUACCCACAGCCCCCUUUUCCACCAGGCGCGUCCAGAAGACUACGCCAGAGACUUCCUAGCUCACCAGACUCCUAUAUCUUUCCACAAACACUGGAACAUCGACCCCAUAGCCGUCUUCAACAAGUGGCUGAGCGACAGCGCAGACUCCAGCUCAGAGAGACCCAACAGAAACCACAGGGAGGAGUUAUAGUACAAAGACUCUGUGUGUGUGUGUGUGUGAGGGGGGGGGGGGGGGGAUCUAUGAAUUUGUUUUAAACAUACACUAGUGCAUCUCAAAAAAUUGGAAUAUCAUUGAAAAGUUACUUUAUUCCAGUAAUUCUGUUGAAAAUGUAAAAAGCGUUUAAUCAGUGUCUCAGAAAAUGAGAAUAUUAUACAGUAUAAGACCAAUUGGUACUUUUGGAAAGCAGUGUGGGCAGUGUACCAAGUCCUGCUGGAAAAUGAAAUCCGCAUCUCCAUAAAAGUUGUUAUCAGCUGAGGGAAGCUGUAAGAUAUGAAGUGCUGUAAGAUUUUGUGGGAAAACAAAACUGCACUGACUUUAGACUUGAUAAUAAAACACAGUGGAUCAACACCAGCAGAUGACAGACAUGACUCUCCAAACCAUCACUGAUCAUCAGUAAAUUUCAUUUUCCAGCAGGACUUGGCACACUGCCCACACUGCUAAAUUACCGAUUGGUCUUAUAUUAUGCUCUAAUUUACUGAGACACUGGUUUUUGGAUUUUUAUUGGCUGUAAGCCAUAAUAAAAUUAUUAACAAUAAAAGAAAUAAAUGCUUAAAAUAGAUCAGUACAUCUGUAUAAUGUAUGAGUUUCACAUUUUCAACUGAAUUACUGAAAUAAAGUAACUUUUUAAUGAUGUUUUUAGAUGCACUAGUAUAUGUUUUGUGUGUGUGUGUGUGUGUGUGUGUGUGUGUAUGAAAAAGAUGCGAGAUGAGAGAUAUUUAUGAUACGCUGUCGUCCAUUUCUGGCCAAGAUUAUUGUCCUUAAAUUCUCUGAAAUUUACUUUUUUUUUCUUUCUUUUAAGCUGUAUUAUGUAUUAUUUUGAUUAUAAAAGUGCCAUUAUUGAUAA
Astyanax mexicanus (Mexican tetra) is the source of this 2482-nucleotide messenger RNA. RefSeq names its product beta 3-glucosyltransferase a (gene b3glcta). Gene Ontology annotation, molecular function: acetylglucosaminyltransferase activity. NCBI's taxonomy places the organism in Eukaryota, Metazoa, Chordata, Actinopteri, Characiformes, Acestrorhamphidae. Gene Ontology annotation, cellular component: membrane. Bases 106 to 1608 code for a protein of 500 amino acids. The transcript has 15 exons. The record is from RefSeq and is a predicted model, not a curated record.